AUGCCGGAAGAAGAUCACGAUACAAGCAGGAGUGAGAAUGCGCCGACGUGGCGGGCGUGCGAUAAUUGUCGAAACAGAAAGAUAAAAUGUGAUAAAAGAUCACCUUGCUCCAACUGCAGAGCUUCGAAUCUCGCGUGCCGGACAGCCAACAGACCCAGAGAACAGCGGCAACGGAUCUUGAUAUCUGAUCAAUAUGAGAAGAAAAUCGAGAUCAUUGAAGAGCGACUGGCUCGUAUUGAGGGCUUACUUGAAAACCUGACCUCUCUUUCGGCCACUUUUCAACAUCUAGCACCAGCAAUGAAUCCAACAAUCGCAGCUACAAGAUCCAUACAAGACACACUCAAGAUAGAAAAGAUUCCCGUACAAUCCCCACCGUCACUACCAGCACAACCACCAACACCCUCAACCCGGGGCGACCAUACCCUCAAAGCAGGCCACAGCAACACCACCAACGUCGCCUUUGAAGGCGCCUCAUCUUUAAGCGCCCAUUCAGUGCACGCAAGCAGCAUCAUCGAAAAUGCUAUGAGCAACGACUAUACAUCAUUCACUCGCGAUCCCGAGAUGCAGGAAGCUCUCUUUGCGCUCCGACAUCUCAUUGACAAACAGCAUUCGCCGCCUGUGAACCACGACUACCGCUUUCCGAAUCAGCAGGUCGAUGCAUCUUCUUGUAUUGAUUUUUCGUCGGCAAAGAUGCCGCCUCUUGAGUCCGUGGUGUCACUUUUGAGACUUUGUAAGGAAUCUCAGAAUUUCCUGCAACAUCCAUUUAUCGACUUUGGGCAGUUCAAUGAACUGUGCAAAAAGGUCUACUUCGCGACGGAGGACUACUCUCUUGGUACAUUCGCCCUAGUCAAUGGAGGGCUGUUUUAUUUGUUCCAGCAAAUAUCCUACCUAGAAGGAAAGAAUGUCCCCGAAGCCGCUGCGAAUGCAGUCAUAUGCCGUGCCAACCUCGAAUAUGCUAUUAGUCGGUUCAGUGUCUUCAUGGCGCCUAAUAGCGAGAACCUUCAAGCAAUACUCAUUGGUGCGUCUUACGCAAUCGACAUAUCGCAACCCUCUCUCUGCUGGGCCCUCGUCUCAACAGCAGCGCGUCUCUGCCAAACGCUCGGCUACCACAGAUCUGUCGGCUCACCGGGCGACAAUCAGCUCGACACCAACCUUAAGAAGCGCAUGUUUUGGUUCACCUACAUCCUCGACAAAUGCCUAUCACUUCGAAUGGGCCACUCUUCCAUCAUGCAAGACUUUGACAUCACUUUACCUCUCUCUGAUCUAUCGGCAGACUCCCAAAUGACAAUGUGGGACAUCAUGUACCACCAAUGGAUAAAAAUCGGCUACUUCCAAGGCCGCAUCUACGAAGAACUGUACUCUCCCCGUGCGCUUUCAGAACCAGCAGCAGAUCGAACUCAAAGGGCAAAACAGCUCACAGCCGAUAUGCAACUAUGGUAUCAAGAAUCGCAAAACCAGCUCGAUCCCUCGCGAGCAUAUAACCCGCUUUAUUAUGCUGCCGCCGCGUCGUCAUCCGAGAUUAUGUAUUAUGGUCUUUCGACGUUGGCGUAUCGAGCUGUUCCGCCGGGGCCGUUGGAUAGCUCUACUAUCUUCAGUAACGAAUGUAUCGGUAUGGCCAGGGAGGCGUUGAGGGCUCAUCAGCGGAAUACCGAGCGAUAUAAACAUACAAACAGCUAUAUCUGGCAUGGAUACAUUUCUUGGGUCCUAAUUAACUGCCCCUUUACUCCCUUCAUGGUCCUCUUCUGUCACGCCAUCGCAACCGCAAACCUGUCGGAUGUGAAAUGCCUCGGAGACUUUGUCUCUUCUCUCCAAACGUCCGGUGAAGCAGUCGAGGCAGCUGAGAAACUUCGUCGACUAUGUCACGUCUUCCAUCGUGUUGCGGAGUUGUAUAUUCAGACCAAGAUUCAACAGCAGCAGCAUCAUUACCAGUACGAUAGUGGCAGUGGUGGGGGUCUUGAGCAGAGUCAACUAAACAACAUGCAAUAUCAUCAAGAGCAGCAGCAAUCCCUAACCUCGCCUUCAGCAUCAACGACAACACCACUCAACAUCCCACCGACUCCUCAGCCCAACACCACCACCAACGCCAACAACACAUUCAAGUACACCAACCCCUCAUCGUCAUCACAAUUCCCCAUAGACGAUUUUGAGCCGUACCUCAGUGCCCUCGGAUUUCCGAAUGCGGCUGGUUUCUUGAACAUAGGUCAACAACAACCACCACCACAGCAGAAUGGAUUAGCACCGCAAAUGACCGCGACGGCAUCAGCAGUGCCAACAGAUUACACAGCCGAGAAUCUCGAAGCGAGUCUCGGCAGUGGCGAUGCAAUGUCCCUGGAGAAUUGGUUUAAUGGGAAUGUUAAUCUUAUGUCGCUGUUGGAGAUGGAUUUAUCGAGUAUUAUUAAAUAG
Messenger RNA from Talaromyces marneffei, 2403 nucleotides. RefSeq lists its product as uncharacterized. NCBI's taxonomy places the organism in Eukaryota, Fungi, Ascomycota, Eurotiomycetes, Eurotiales, Trichocomaceae. Gene Ontology annotation, biological process: regulation of DNA-templated transcription; DNA-templated transcription. Bases 1 to 2403 code for a protein of 800 amino acids. Gene Ontology annotation, molecular function: DNA-binding transcription factor activity, RNA polymerase II-specific; DNA binding; zinc ion binding. The transcript is spliced from 7 exons. The record is from RefSeq and is a predicted model, not a curated record.